Molecule: messenger RNA, 3279 nt
Organism: Wallemia ichthyophaga EXF-994
Lineage: Eukaryota; Fungi; Basidiomycota; Wallemiomycetes; Wallemiales; Wallemiaceae
Product: Putative leucine--tRNA ligase, cytoplasmic
Exons: 4
Coding region: 1-3279 (1092 amino acids)
Biological process (GO): leucyl-tRNA aminoacylation
Molecular function (GO): leucine-tRNA ligase activity; ATP binding; aminoacyl-tRNA deacylase activity
Source: RefSeq, a predicted model, not a curated record
AUGACUACUCAAGGUCCAAUUCAAUUGGAAAAGACAGACAAAAGAGAUUAUCUCAAAGGAAUUGAAAAAUCUAUCCAAUCGCAGUGGAAUGAUAACAAAGUAUUUGAAAUCGAUCCUCCAAAUGAGCUGAUGGACAUGAGCGUCGAUGAGUUACACGCAAAGUACCCAAAGUACCUCUCAACUUUCCCAUAUCCAUAUAUGAAUGGUAGUCUCCACUUGGGACACGCUUUUUCCAUCUCAAAGGUUGAAUUUGCGACCGGUUGGGAGAGAAUGAAGGGAAAGAGAGCUCUGUUUCCCUUAGGUUUCCACUGUACAGGUAUGCCUAUCAAGGCCGCCGCAGACAAGAUUGUUCGUGAAACUCAACUCUUCGGAAAAGACCUCUCUGGCUACAAAGACCAGACUGACGAAGAAACUGAUCCUACAGGCCCUGUCGUUGAUCAGCCUGCAGACAGAAAAGAUAAGGCUCAAAAGGGUAAAGUUGCCGCAAAAAACACCGGUCUCCAAUAUCAAUUCCAAAUUAUGGAAUCUCUCGGUGUACCAAGAGCUGAGUGUUACAAGUUCUCUGAUCCAGAAUUUUGGUUGGAGUACUUCCCUCCAAUUGCACAGGCUGAUUGUACUGCUCUUGGUACUCGCAUUGACUGGAGACGCUCAUUCAUCACCACUGAUAUCAACCCUUACUAUGAUGCCUUCGUUAGAUGGCAAAUGAACAAACUCAAGGCCCUUGAAAAGGUCAAGUUUGGUAAAAGACACACCAUCUACUCUAUCAAGGAUGGUCAACCAUGUAUGGACCACGACAGAUCUUCUGGCGAGGGCGUCGGCCCACAGGAGUACACCGGUAUCAAAAUGCAAGUUUUAGAGUGGUCGGAAAAGAUUUCUCCGGAGAUAAAGUCCACUCUCGCUAACAAGCAGACUUUCUUUGUUGCUGCAACCCUCCGUCCAGAGACUAUGUAUGGUCAGACCAACUGUUAUGUCGGUCCAAAGAUCGAAUACGGUGUCUUUUCAGUGAAUGACGAUCAAGUCUUUAUCACAACUGAAAGAGCUAUUCGUAAUAUGGCUUUCCAGGGUGUCACUGCUUAUGAAGGUGAAGUUCGCAAGAUUGCUACCAUCAAAGGUAGCGAUAUUGUUGGUACUUCACUUAAGGCACCUCUUGCCGUUCUCGAUCGCAUCUUCAUGCUUCCUAUGGAGAGUGUUUUGCCAACUAAGGGUACUGGUGUUGUUACAUCUGUUCCAUCGGACUCUCCAGACGAUUACGCCAACUACAUGGAGUUGAGAAAGAAGGCAGAGUUUUACGGUAUUGACCCAGCAUGGGUUUCUCAUGAUAUCAUCCCAGUUCUUAAAACUCCAACAUACGGUGAUCUCACCGCUAAAGCACUCUGCGAGAAGUUUAAGGUUCAAUCACCAAAAGAUGCUAAAAACCUCGUCGAAGCAAAGGAAAUCGCUUACAAGGAAGGUUUCUACGGAGGUGUUAUGGUUACGGGAGAAUUCACCGGACAGCCAGUCCAAGAAGUCAAGAACAAAGUUAGAGAUGAGAUGAUCAAGAACGGUACCGCUAUCGCCUACUCUGAGCCAGAGGGUAUGGUCAUGAGUAGAAGUGGUGAUGAAUGUAUCGUCGCACUUUGCGAUCAAUGGUACUUGGACUACGGUGAAGAUGGAUGGAAAGCUCAGUCUAUGGAGUUACUCAAGAGAAUGAACACCUACUUCAACGAAACAAGAUUAGGCUUCGAGUAUUCCCUUGGCUGGUUGAACCAAUGGGCUUGUGCUAGAUCAUUCGGGUUGGGUAGUAGAUUACCUUGGGAUAAGCAGUACCUAGUCGAAUCUCUCACUGACUCAACCAUCUACAUGGCUUACUACACUAUCGCUCAUCUCCUCCAAGGGGAUGUAAAGGGUACUAAGCCUGGUCAAUUGGGAAUCAAGCAUGAAGACCUCACUGAUGAAGUAUUUGAGUACAUCUUUGGCGGUGGUAAGACAUUACCAAAGUCCUCAAUUGAAGAGAAAGAUCUGAAGAGACUUCAAAAGGAAUUCAGCUACUUCUACCCGAUGGACCUUCGUUCCUCAGGAAAAGACCUUAUCAAUAACCACCUUUCAUUCUCCAUCUACAACCACUCUUGUUUAUUCCCAGAAGAACAAUGGCCAAGAUCUAUGAGAGCCAACGGCCACUUAAUGUUAAACGGAGCAAAGAUGUCAAAGUCAACCGGAAACACCCUCACUCUUAGAGAUGCAGUUGAAAAGUUCGGUGCAGAUGCUACAAGACUCACAUUGGCAGACGCUGGUGACGGUAUCGAAGAUGCUAACUUCGAAGAGAAGACUGCCAAUGCCGCUAUUCUCCGUCUGCACACCUUGACUGAAUGGUGCAGAGAGGUAGUUGAAAACAGGUCAUCUUACAGAAGCGGUCCAGCUGAUUCAUUCCACGACCGUGCAUUUGUCAACGAAAUGAACCACUGCGUGCAUGAGGCAUACAAGAGCUACGAAGGUACCUUCUACAAGGAGGCACUUAAGUCUGGAUUCUAUGAGUUCCAAUCAGCUAGAGACUGGUAUAGAGAGGUCACCAUUGAAGAAGGUAUGCAUGGCGAUCUCGUUCUUGAAUGGAUCAAGCUCCAAGCACUCAUCAUCACCCCAAUCAUUCCUCACUUUUCGGAACACAUCUGGCAAAAUAUCCUCAAAUUACCUGGAAGUGUUCAGCACGAGCGUUACCCAGAUGUUGCACCAGUUGACCAAACCCUCUACGAUAGUCUCCUCUACGUCAGAUCAUCAGUAAAGACAAUGAGAGAUGCGGAGUUAGCAUUGGCAAGACGUAAGAAGGGCGGCAAGGGAACAACACCAGAAGCUUUCGAUGCUAAAGCCAAGAAAGCAUUGAAGGUCUUCACCGCAAAGUCCUACCCAGCUUGGCAAGAGGAGUGUGUCGAAUACGCCAGCGCAUGUUGGGACGAGAAGGAAAAGAAGUUCGAUGAUGCUAAACUGAGAAACAUCAUUUCUGAAAAGGGUUUGAUUAAGGAUAAGAAGAUAAUGCCAUUUACUCAAAUCCUCAAGAAACGUGCUUUGCAGUUCGGUGGUGAGACUGCAUUCAACAGAACUUUGCCAUUCAAUGAACGUGAGGUUCUCUUAAGCGCUGCUGCUUACUUCCGCAAAACUUUGAACCUAGAAAAGUUUGAAGUUUAUGAGGUUGAAGGCCAGAACAGCUCUGCCAGCGAACAAUACAAGGAUCUUCCUGAUCACGUUAAGAAGCUUAUUGACAAUGCUGAGCCAAAUUCACCUGGUUUCCAAUAUUACAAUGUUGAUUAA